This is a messenger RNA of Scophthalmus maximus (turbot), 660 nucleotides long. Its product is annotated as gamma-crystallin M3. Bases 47 to 604 code for a protein of 185 amino acids. Lineage: Eukaryota; Metazoa; Chordata; Actinopteri; Pleuronectiformes; Scophthalmidae. The record is from RefSeq and is a predicted model, not a curated record. Gene Ontology annotation, molecular function: structural constituent of eye lens. The transcript is spliced from 3 exons. Gene Ontology annotation, biological process: visual perception; lens development in camera-type eye.
AGUGACGCUGGGUUGGCAUCACUUGAAAAGAGCAAAAAACGUCAACAUGGGCAAGAUUACUUUCUUCGAGGAGAGGAACUUCCAGGGGCGCUCCUAUGAGUGCAACAGCGACUGCACCGACAUCCACAUGCACCUGAGCCGCUGCAACUCCUGCAGGGUGGACAACGGUUGCUUUGUGGUGUUCGACCGCACCACCUUCAUGGGUAACCAGGUCUUCUUGCGCAGAGGGGAGUAUCCCGAUCUGCAGCGCAUGGGCAGCAUGAUGGGCAUGAUGGGCAUGAUGGGUAUGACCAUGAUGGACACCAUUCGCUCCUGUCGCCUGAUCCCAAUGCACAGGGGACAGUUCAGGAUGAGGAUCUAUGAAAGGGAGAACAUGGGCGGCCAGCAGCACGAGCUGAUGGACGACUGCGAGUCCCUCCAGGAUCGCUUCUUCAUGUCUGAAUGCCAGUCCUGCAACGUGAUGGAGGGCCACUGGCUGAUGUUUGAGCAGCCCAACUACAGAGGCCGCAUGGUCUACGUGAAGCCCGGGGAGUACAGGAACUUCAGAGAGUUCAGCAACAUCAUGAGAGUCAGCUCCAUUAAACGCAUCAUGGACGUGUGCUGAUUGUCAUUCAUUAUAACAAAUUGUGGGUAAAAAAAAAUAAACCAUAUUUUGAAGUA